AUGACUAAGCGCGUUGUGGUGGCUUCUGGCUAUUUCAAUCCGCUGCACUAUGGUCAUGUUUCUUACUUGGAGAAGGCACGGGAUUUGGGAACCAGCCUGAUCGUUAUCGUGAACAAUGAUUUGCAAGCAGCGAAGCGGAAAUCCGAUCGGCCACAUGGAGGAGAUAUGACUCUACCAGCACGCGAACGUGUUAAGCUCGUAAGGUCUCUACAAUGCGUGGAUGCAGCCGUGGAGGCAGUUGACGAGGACGAGUCUGUUGCGGUCACUCUGCAGCUGCUGCACCCGGACAUUUUUGCAAACGGCGGAGGCCAGACGCCAACGAAGCAAGAAAUCCAGGUUUGCCAGAGGCUAAAUAUUCAAAUGGUGGAUGGUCUGGGCAUACAGUUACUGUCACUUGCGCCAUUUACUCAGCACUACGAUUGGGGAAAGCCGCGAAACGAGAGCAUCAUCGCUGCACUGACUGGUCAGCAGAGCCCACAUCUGACAGAUGAGCCGGACGCGGCGAAGCCAUUUGCUGAGAUGUGGAUGGGGGACCACCCAUCCGGACCAGCCCGGGUGGUAAGUCCAGGAACUAGCCCCCGAAAUGCCGACAAGACGGUCCACCGUGCUACAUCCUUGCAGGAUGUAUUCAACAAGACGCCGUCAGUGUUGGGCCCACAACUGCAAGAUUCAAAGCAGCUGCCCUUUUUGUUGAAGGUAUUGUCCAUACACAAAGCUUUAUCCAUCCAGGCGCAUCCUGACAAGGAGCUCGCGAGCCGUUUGCACCUGGAAAGGCCACACAUAUACAAAGACCCCAACCACAAGCCAGAAAUUGCCAUAGCGCUCACAGAUGAUUUUCAGGCUUUGUGUGGGUUCCGACCUGUACCUGAAAUUAUCGAGAUUCUGGAGCAUAUGCCGGAGGCUGCUGUCAUCAUUGGGCCAGAUUCUUUGGAGAAUCUCAAAGCUGCCGUUGGCGAUUCCAGUGCGGAGUCGACGGCCCUCAAGAGUGCAUAUGCCAGGCUGAUGCAUGCGUCAGAAGAUGAUGUCAUCAAUCAGAUCCAGCUGCUGCAUUCACGAGCGUUGCAGCCUCCUCAGUCUGUGCCUCCCAAGAUCAAGGAGCUGUACGAGUUGAUUUGCAAGCUGCAUGCUCAGUACGACAACGACAUAGGCAUUUUCUCAGCCCUUUUCAUGAACUACGCGCGCCUCAAAGUAGGCGAGUGCCUGUACAUGGCGCAGAAUGUGCCUCAUGCUUAUAUCGCUGGCGAUAUUGUUGAGUGCAUGGCUUGCUCUGACAAUGUUGUUCGUGGUGGAUUGACGCCCAAGUUCAAGGACGUUGAAGUCCUGUGCGACAUGUUGCGCUAUGAAGGCGGACCCCCUGCAACGGUGAUCCCUUCAGAGUUGGACAGGGGCGUCAAGCUUUACGCCGAUCCGGACAUCGAGGAGUUCCAAGUAAUGCAUCUGCACCUGGAAGCCGGAGGUCGGCAGCAUAGACUCUUCAGCAGCGAAGGGCCAGCAAUGGCAUUGAACCUCAAAGGUAGCGGUACCGUGACCAUUUCGGGUGAGACGAGGGAUAUCGGCCCUGGCAAGGUUUUCAUGCUGGCGGCUGGUGUAGAACCAGAGAUUCAGGCAAUGACCGAGAUGGAUGUAUUUGUAGCAUGUUGUCCUCCCCAGUAUUUUCGGACACCACAAGUCUCGCCGCAGAACAAGUAG
Symbiodinium pilosum is the source of this 1689-nucleotide messenger RNA. The record is from the annotation of a GenBank genome assembly. Lineage: Eukaryota; Dinophyceae; Suessiales; Symbiodiniaceae.